Molecule: messenger RNA, 1311 nt
Organism: Colletotrichum gloeosporioides
Lineage: Eukaryota; Fungi; Ascomycota; Sordariomycetes; Glomerellales; Glomerellaceae
Exons: 3
Coding region: 1-1311 (436 amino acids)
Source: RefSeq, a predicted model, not a curated record
AUGGGCAGAUUCAUUCGGCUAGGAGCUCUUGCUUGCUUGUACUUGGGGGCGGAGUCCAAGGCACUGAGAUGGCAGGAUGAUACCCCGAGUUGGUCUCCUCCCAAGCAGACUAUUGCCGCCAUGGACAUGUUGGAGCUUGGUUUCAGUCCUGCGCCGACGGCGGCACCUGAUCCGGGUAACGUUGAGCUCAAGCUGGCCAAGCGUGUAAGGGGUGACGACACUUGCGGUUACAUCUCUGGAAUAUCCACCGAUUCAAUUUACUGUGAUGUUGGAACAUGCGUGAUCAACAGCUUCUACUCUGUUGUGGGAUGCUGCGGUUCGACCAGCAUGUCGGACUGCAAGCUGCCGACGGCCUGUCUUCCAUCAAGCUCAUCCAGACUGUACAGCAGCGCAGAUACUCUUAUGCUAUACUGCUCUUCUUCAGGACGACCAGAGUGCAACACAUACGUCUACUCUGAUUCUGUAUUUUCCAAGUACACUCUCUUCAACUGCGCCGUCACCGAGGCUCGGAUCAUCGUCUACGCAAACCCAACAGAUACUACCGGCGACGCCACCACUGAAGCGACCACAGCCCCGACCUCUGAUCGCACCACCGGUGGUUUGUCCCCUGUCACCAGCUCCGCCUCUCCGAGCGCGGCCACGACCUCCGCCGCAUCACACGGCGGUGGCUCGUCCACCCCCAUUGGUGCCAUUGUCGGUGGCGUCGUCGGAGGGUUGGCAGUAAUCGCCCUAAUCGCCGUCGGCAUAUUCUUCAUCCUCCGCAGCAAGAAGAAGAACAACCAGAACCACCCCCAGGCCGCUCCGGGCACGUAUAACCCGCAACAGCCCCCGCCAGGCCAGCAGCCGCAGAUGUAUCAGACGGCGCCGACGCAGCAACAGCAGCCUUCUCCCGGAGGCUACGCGCCCGCGCCCACCACGCCCGGCAACUUCCCGUCCGGCUUCACGCCCGUGGAUAACAGGCAGAGCAUGCUGAAGCAGCCGUACGACGUCAGCGCAGCGAGCUACGAUCACAACAAUGGCGUCAGCCCGCCCGCCAGCCCACCUCCCAUGAGCCCGUCGCCGACGUACCAGUCCGGUAUUCCGGCGUAUGCGCAGCAGGGGAGCGGACCUAGUCCGACGCAGGGCGGAUAUCCUGCGCCACAGCAGCAGCAACAGCAGCAGUCACCGCAACAGUUUUACAACGCGCCGCCGCCGGCCCAAACGCAGCAGCACACGACGUCGACUACAUCCCAGACCCACUACCACCACAACAGCUUCGCUUCUGAAUUGCCUGCUGCGAGGGGAGACGGCGAAUUGCGCGAGUUGGCUUAA